AUGAAUGAAAUCCAUGAACUCAGAUCGCUGAGUGUUCCCGAAAUGACUGAGGUUGACGGAGACACGAUAGACGUAAAUAUACCAACUUCUAGCGGAAUGCUACUGUUUACGAAGAGCAAAGUGUACGUUCAUCCUUCCUCUACGACAUCGAAAAAGAAUAUUCCUGGCUACCUUUCACUUUCCCAAAUUUCUGUUGGUGAUUACAGCGGACGAGCUGGAAAUCAUUUUCUGCUUUCUUGGAUUCCGGAGGACUUUUUUAGACUUCAUCCCGAGGCUCUCAACGCUUACAGAGAUGCAGAGUCUGGUGUAAACACGAUGGCGGCUGUAAGCCUGCCUUCCCGUUUGGAUUAUGCCUUUAGUGUCCGAUUGAGCGAUGUCUAUUCGAUUUUAUUCUGUCCUCCAAAGUACAAUUGGAGCUAUGGACGAAUUAUUAUCAAUUUACGAAAUGAGCAGGACCUUGUGCCUCCAUUGUAUUUCCAUGAUGACGAAUGUCGUAGUACAAUUGAACAGGAGAAGGCGCAACGAAAAAGCCAAUUUGAUCCUUUUGAUGAAAGUGGAGACGUUUUUUGGGGAGGUGCUCAUUUUCUCAUGUUCCUAAAGCGUUAUGCUCAUGUGGUUCGUGCAAAUGGCUCAUCCCAACUUUUCCUUAUCAAUCCAACCAGUGAAGAUAUAAUUUCCUCAAGAGCUCUUAUGUCUUCUGUCCCCGACACCUCUUCCUUUGCCGCUCCUUACAUUCCUCCCACGCCUUCUGUCAACAUUCCUCCUACACCUUCUGUCAGCAUUUCUCCUGAAACAAGAGAAGCCCUCGUCCAGCCAAUGCAAAAUUUGUUUGCCAAGUUUGGUUGGAAUGUCUUCUCCAAGUUUAGCAAGGUUACGCUUUAUGGCAGGGAAAAGCUUGAUCAAGCAUUGGAUCAUCCCAUUGCCAAGUCGAUUGUUCCCCACUUGCCAAAGGAAACACAGCUGAUGCUUUCUUCCAACCGGGUAAAGCGUCUUGCAGAAGAAUAUGACCCAGCUCGUUUAUUCCUGGCUCACUGGGCAGAACAAGUCGCCGAACAGGCAGAAAGCAUGAACUCUAAGAGGGAUAGCAACGGGCAAAUAAUCACGGAAACAACGAAUGAAGAGCCCUCUGCUGUUGGUUCUUUUGAACUCAUUACACUUGACACACUUGCACCUCACGCAAAGCGUGGCAAACCACUCACGAAAGCUCAGUGGUCCGAAAUGUUUGACGCUGAGGGUAGAUUUGUGCGUACGCAAAAGGAAUGCCUUUCCAUCAUUUUCCACGGCAGUAUUGAGCCAGACAUCCGUGGGGAGGUCUGGCCCUUUUUGCUUGAAAUAUACCCAUGGACUUCGACCGCUGAAGAACGAGUACAGAUUGACCGACAAUUGCGUAGUGAAUACCGCCGUUUGAAGGAGGCAUGGUAUAACGAUCUCGAUCGACAAAUGAACGAUGCCUUCUUCUUGGAGCAAAAGCAUCGUAUUGAAAAGGACGUCCACCGGACAGACCGUCAACACGAAUACUUUGCUGAGGAGAAUCUUCCCCAUCCGGAUCCCCAAUCUACGUUUACAGGAACAAACUUGCAUAUGGAAAUGUUGAAAGAUAUUCUUUUGACAUACAACGAUGAUUCUAUGGCGUUCUGGGGAAUGGUUGGUCUUAUGAAGCGAAUGUGCUACAACUUCCGUCGUGAUCAAAAGGGUAUGCGUAGACAAUUGGAGACGCUUCGCCAAUUGAUAAAAUUCAUGGAUCCUAUUCUCUAUAAUCAUUUAGAGAAGACAGAUUCGGCCAACCUGUUCUGCUUCUUCCGUAUGCUUUUGAUUUAUUUCAAGCGCGAAUUCGAUUGGACUCAGCUUUUGCAGCUUUGGGACGUGCUUUUUACGAACUUCCUUUCUUACCAAUUCCAUAUUUUCGUUGCAAUGGCAAUUAUGGAAAGACACCGGGAAGUGAUUCUCAGUCAAACGCACGCGUUUGAUGAGGUGCUCAAGUACUUUAACGAUCUUGGAAUGCAUAUUUCCCUUGAUCCAACCCUCGAGUGUGCAGAGCAACUUUUCUACCGUUUCCGAAGCAAGGUUGAAAUGAUUGAUCGCCGCAAUUCGGAAAAGGAACAAGAAGACAAGGCAUCGUCCACUUCUAAAGCAGAGGACAAACCAGAGCCACAGGAGGUGACGAAGUACUUGAGAAGCUUGUUGGGUACUGAACCCGUGGACUACAGUGAAGAAUAA
This is a messenger RNA of Schizosaccharomyces japonicus yFS275, 2217 nucleotides long. RefSeq names its product GTPase activating protein Gyp7. The transcript is spliced from 2 exons. The record is from RefSeq and is a predicted model, not a curated record. The coding region runs from base 1 to 2217 and encodes 738 amino acids. NCBI's taxonomy places the organism in Eukaryota, Fungi, Ascomycota, Schizosaccharomycetes, Schizosaccharomycetales, Schizosaccharomycetaceae. Gene Ontology annotation, cellular component: cytoplasm.